AAAGAUCCUCCUACCUGACACCUGUCACCACCUGACUGGCUCUCUGGACUGUCGCAGAUGGAUCCCAAGACACAAGACCCCAACCCAGGCACCACUGCCCACAUGCACAUUCCUAGGUGCAGAGAGACUCUGCCUCCCAUGCGCUCCCUGGACAGCCGGCACUGGGUGUUCCUGAGAGAGGGGCCAGGAGGUCUCACUGCUCAGGGUCCCCAGGGGCCUUUUCUGCCCUGGAUUCACCGCAGAGCCCCCCGGCCUGCCCCUAAGAAGAGCCAGCGUGAGCUUCCCGAGGAAGCAGCCCAUUUCUGCAAGCUGGAGCAGGUGGGGGCCCGCCUGGCCACACCCCCCCACCUGGAGGAAGCCCUGUCUGCAGAGGGAGAUUUGAACAUCAGUGAAGAGUUCAUCUGGAAACAGUUUGACACUGACCAUCAGAGAAAACUCAGCAGUGACGUACCCCAAGCCAUGAGACGCAGCCAGGUUCCUCUGGGGCUAGAGAAGUGGGUGGCACUAAACAAACUUCCGGAGGCAGGAUCCUUCCAGAAACCAAACUAAGAGAGGCAAAGCCAGAGACCGCAGGGUCCUUACAACCCGCAGCAGGUAAAGAUGAAGUAUGGAGCGUGGUACCUGAGCACCGGCUUGUGGAAAAGGCGAGGAGCAGGUGAAGCUUUGGUUGACCCCAGUGUCUCACGUAAAGCUCGAGAUGAGCAUUUUGAAAAGGAGCCGUGGAAACAGUUCCUUGAGAAGGUGUACGUUGGGAAGGAAGGUAAACGUGCGUAUCAAAAGACUCCUCUAAAAUGGACUCAAGCAUAG
Molecule: messenger RNA, 807 nt
Organism: Fukomys damarensis (Damara mole-rat)
Lineage: Eukaryota; Metazoa; Chordata; Mammalia; Rodentia; Bathyergidae
Gene: Fam47e
Product: family with sequence similarity 47 member E
Exons: 5
Source: RefSeq, a predicted model, not a curated record